This is a messenger RNA of Aspergillus calidoustus, 3418 nucleotides long. Lineage: Eukaryota; Fungi; Ascomycota; Eurotiomycetes; Eurotiales; Aspergillaceae. The record is from the annotation of a GenBank genome assembly.
AUGCCGUCAAGAGACUUCCAAAGGGAUCUAGCUCAGGCCUGCCUUCCCGGGGUCUUCUCCCGACUGAGUGAUGUCAGAGCUGGAAGUGAGAGCGGGUCUUUCUACUUUACAUAUGCUACUCCCUCCAAAGCUCAUACGAUUGACGUUGAAGCAAUAGUGAUAGAUACGUCAGACUACCCCAAACACCACAAUUACUUAGCGUUUGUCACGUCGUCAAAUGUUCCCGAUGUGGUUCCUAUUAUCCUUGAAUCGUUGCAGUACGAUGGGGCUUUUCGUGGCCUUGGUAUCCAUCGCUUCCUGAAAGCUAUCACUGAGAGUCUGGAUGAGGCAACGUUGGCCGAAGACAGCCAAUGGCAUUCUCCAGAGGAGGAGACUGAUGAAGAUGAACCAUUCGAUGAGAUGGACUGGGAAGAGACUGGCCUCAAAGAAUUUACCUCAGCCAAUGUUACCAUCAACGCCCGCGCCAGCAUCCGUGACGAUCUCCGCAAAGCCCGAGAGGCUGGCUUUCGUGUCGGUCACCUCGGGGAUGUAGACGGGUGUAUCAUCUUGUCCGCCUCUUACCGCAUCUCGAAACUUGGAAUAUCUCAUGAGGCCAUGGAGGCCUGGCGCGUUCGACCUUCCGAAUAUCUUGUGCUUCUAAUUCGCUACCCGUCCGGGUACCGCCUAUUGCCUGAUAUUAUUCGCACUGGCCACUCGAGCGGCUCCAGUCUUAUCCAACUAUAUGCCGGUCUCUGUGAGAGCUACAAACCCAGCCUUGCAUCUGCGCAACAGAUAUUCCUGUCCGGGGAAGGAGUAAGACUAGCGGACCAAAAUGCACCUACCAGCGUACAUGGUAUGGAGCCGGUCUUGAAAUCUCUUUUCAUCGGGAAGUCGCUGCAGUCCCUGCUGAAUGAUCGCUUUGUCAACCUGGUCAAACAUCGCCUCGAACACGGCCUCUCAUGGCCAGGGGCCGAGUUAUACUUGAAUGACGGCCAGGGGAGGCUUACCAACGCCGAGCGUACACAGAACCCAGAGUAUCACAAGCUCGAUAGUUGGCGUACGUCGCCGCCGGCCGUCGUUUCACAGGAUCACUUGGCUGAGACCAAAAGCCAGUCGGAGAUGUCACUGCUCCUGAUUGCCAUGCAAUUUACACUCCGCCGCUUUGUCAAGUGUACUGAAUUCUGUCUCAACUGCUACUGCAAGAUUGAUGCCGACUUUGAGGCCCUGAAACCCUACGUGUGCACAAAAAAGCUGUGUCUGUUUCAAUACAUCAAUCUGGGCAUGGGACCCAGCCUGGAAUGGGAAAUCUCAUCACAGCCGUAUGUGGUUGACCUCCUCAUCAGCUUUGCUUAUGCUAGGGCUCAGGCGUAUAAGCUUGAAGACUUCCCCACUGGUCUCAUGAUCCAAGUCCCUAAUACCGCAGCGAGGAAUCAAGCAGAGCCUAGCGUUGAGAUUCAAAAAGGGCAGUUGAAAUCGAUUCACGGCAAGCCAUGUCUUCGGUUGCAGAAUAGGCCUAGGAUCGUUGAAGGCGAUUGGGUUGUCCUGCUCACAACCAUUGAUAGACCGGGCAUGAACACCGUCCCCCGGAAACUACACGCGCGAGUAGAGGAUACGUCCAGCUGGCCCGAAAUCAUCCUCUCGGAUUUGCUCCUCAACGGUGAACCGCUCCCAGUGAGUGAGGUGCUCACUGUUCCCGGUAAAGAUAAAGUCUCCUUUGUGCUCUACGACACGGACUUUGAGUCGCUUUCCAAUCAAGACAAAGCCGAAGCGCUAAACGCGCUCCUAAACACGCUGCCUACGGUUCCAGCCAUGAAGGAUUUCAUUGAGCAGGGCCACGCUGGCCAUCUCAGACCCCUGGCCGAAUGGAAGCAUCGAAUACUCCCAGGGGCCUUACAGGUGCUUCAAUGGAUUGUUGGGUCGAACCGAUCAGUAAUCAUGUAUGAUGACAACCCGCAGCACCAGGUGUCAGGAAUGGAUGGCUAUCUCCAGUUUCGGUUUGCACAGGGAGCCCCUGACAAGGAACAGCUGUUUGUGUCGGCUGUGAGCAAAGCCGCGGCUCGACUAAAGCUCACGUAUCCGACGCUCUUCGCCUGGCACGGGAGCGGACUAGCUAACUGGCACAGUAUCGUUAGAGAGGGCCUUCAUUACAAGUACGUCGCGCAUGGCCGCAGUUACGGCAACGGUAUCUACAUGUCCCAGGAUUUCAAUACCUCAUUAAGCUACACUGGUGCAUACAGGACUCACGGCGUCGAUACGACCAGCGUCUGGCAGCAGAGCCAGCUGAAAUGCCAAUUUGCGAUCUCAUUGAAUGAAGUCGUCAACGCACCGGCAGAGUUCGUCUGCCACAACCCAUGUCUAGUGGUACAAGAUGUAGAGUGGGUCCAGCCACGGUAUUUAUUUGUCAAGUGUCAUGGGGAGAAGCUGAACCGGCCAAAGUCCCAGCCCUUGUUGAAUAUUUAUGCUCAGGACCCCAAACGCCCAGUGACAGGGUCAUCGCACCCUAAUGCUAUUCAGAUUCCCAUAUCAGCCAUAAACAGCCACGGAGCUGCCAAAUUGGCUAGUCAACAGCUGCCGGCGAAGGUAACGGCCAAGGACAAGUCGCCGAACAGCAAGAAAAGAGCCACUGGCACUGUUGACACUAACCCUAUCAUCAUCUACGAUACCGAUGAUGACGACGACGCGCACAGUAUCGUAACACUCGCAGAGGAUCGGGACCUCUUGCUCUCCGACGACGAAGAGACCACCGCCCCUACUGAUGGAAAGUGGCCCGAUACCAAGAUGAAAUUCGAGCCAGGCUCACUAGACCCAACCACGAUCCAGCUUCUUGGUGAGCCAGCAUACGCAACCUCUAGAUCAACUCGCAGUCUUCAGAGGGAACUUAACGCCGCACGAAAAGCCCAAACCGAGCGCCCGCUUCACGAGCUAGGCUGGUAUAUCCACAGCGACAUAAUCCAGAACAUGUACCAAUGGAUUGUGGAGCUACACAGCUUCGACAAGCAUCUUCCCCUGGCACAAGACCUCGUGAAGGCCGGCUACUCCAGCGUCGUUAUGGAAAUCCGGUUCCCAUCGGAUUACCCUCUCUCCCCGCCAUUCCUCCGGGUCAUCCGGCCUCGCUUCCUACGGUACAGCGAAGGUGGUGGAGGCCAUGUCACCGCAGGCGGCGCAAUGUGCAUGGAGCUCCUCACGAACUCGGGCUGGCUGGUCACCUCGUCGAUUGAAAGUAUCCUCCUGCAGGUCUGGAUGGCGAUCACCAAUGAAGACCCUCGGCCCGCGCGGCUCGAUAGGAGGUGCAUGGGCAGCGAAUAUGGUGUCUUUGAGGCGAUUUCGGAGUAUAAGCGCGUGUGCAAUGCUCACGGAUGGAAGAUCCCGAAAGAUAUCGAUCAGAUUCAUUGGAAGUGAUGGAAUCUGCACCCUUCCUAGACGGAUGACACCGUGGUUA